UUGCUUUGUAUUGUGUCUGUGCACAUGCGUUCCUGUCUCAAGUUUUGUUCACCACGUAUUCACAUGAAUCUAACCAAGACAAACUUGGUGAUAUUGGGUGCAAUUGAAUGUGUUCGCACUGGUGUAAGGGUCUUAUAUUCUACAAGUGAUUCUACCUUUUCAUUAUGACACAAGCUUUGAAGAAGAAAGUACAACAUGAUGACAGACAAUGGUUGUUGACAAGCCUUGGCUUAUAUGGCGCACUACUUUUAUUGCACUCAAUACAAAUGAACACUGUGCGUUUUCCACUAGAGGCCAGGACAGGAACAAAUCCCUCAUUAUACGAUCAUUUGGCAGAACUGAUCUGACACGAACCUGUAGGUGCUACAGUAUUUACUUGUUACCCUAUGUCCAUGACAUUCGUCAUCAUUUUCUUUUUUACACUCUUUAUUCUCCUCAAAUAAACAUAUGAAGUCACAGCUAAAGUUGCUCCUGAGUUGUAAUAGCGGUUUGGACUUUUCAUUUCUCCGGGCCAAAAGGUCUGUUACUCUUGACAACAUCCAUUCAGGAAACUUGGCACUGAGAACCUGCACAGCAACAACAUGGAGCCAAGAGAGGAAGAGCAAGAAAUGGAGAAGGAGGACAUUUACAUUCCCAGGUCACCUCCCAGUAAUGCUCAUGGCACAGAAGCAGUCUUGGGGAACCCCACAUUAGCUGCCGAUGACAGGCCAGCCCCGCCCAGCAGCCUGGCUCUGACAGGGCCCCGACCCAGGAAGAAGCGUCUGGUGGCUCCCGCCCUAAGUCUGACACUGGAUCGCAGUGACUCGGCGGUGUCCGACGACUAUGCCACAGCUGCCCUCUCUCCCUCCCCUGAUGACGACGAUCUGGGGCUGGACAUCGACUUGGAUGCCAUGGAAACGCCCUCGGACAGCGAGUCCCUCCAUUUUCCAGUGCACGACAUGGAUUUGGAGGAUGACCUGCUUCGUCUGGGAGUGGCAUCCCGUUUCCAUAAGGCCCGUGGGUCAGUACCAGAGCAGAUGGGAGUGGGCUCUCUUGACCAAGACCAAGUGGACAGCCAGGGCACUAGGUGGCGCCGGUUCCGCACAGGAGAUCCACUUCAGGAGAGUCUGGUCAACAUGAGUGUACUGGAACCUUUCCUUCGAGUCUUGUCACAUGGGGGUUACUAUGGAGAAGGGUCUAAUGACAUCAUUGUGUUCUCUUCCUGCUAUCUCCCUGAAAACAACAUGGAGAACUACCAGCAUGUCAUGGACAACCUGUUCAGGUACGUUGUGGGAACGUUGGACCUGAUGGUUGCGGAGAACUACGUCAUUGUGUACCUGUGUGCCAUGGCCCAGCGUGACAAGCUCCCCACCAUUGGCUGGCUCAGAGAGUGUUACACCACCGUUGACAGAAGGUUGAGGAAGAAUCUGAAAGGUCUGUACAUUGUACACCCAACCUGGUACAUCAAGGCCCUGAUCACCAUCAUCAAGCCCUUCAUCAGCUCCAAAUUCAGUCGCAAGCUUCAGUUUAUCGACAGCCUUCGGGAGCUGUCCCAGCACAUCCCUAUUGAGCGUGUGCAGAUCCCCGACUGCGUCAGACAGUUUGACGAGAAUAUGGACAGGUGAUAUGCUGAAAAGGUUGAUCUGGACCACAGUGCAAAGGGACACGAGAAGACAAAACAGUGGACUAAAAAAAGGCUCAAAUCUGUCAACCAAUUACUUGACACGGAGGAUGAACCUGGCUGCCCAAUCUCACGUCAGUUGUCCUAUGAGACAACUUUAACCAAAGCAUCUACUGAAGGACCACAAGAAGAAACACUGAGCUCCAAAGGUAUCGAGACUGUAACCACAUUUCCAUCCACAGUUUUUAUGCAGUAAAAUCAUACCAUAUAAAAAAAAACAUUAAAAAACAACAGCUGAUGGAAACAGGAAGUUUCGCUACAAUGUUAUAAAUGCUGACAGAUCAUUUGUUCGUUCGACAUGUCGGGAUAUUUUUGUGUCAGUAAAAUGAACAAUGUGAGAAAUGGCAGUGGAAACGCCUUCAUGCACAAAUAUUGAUAUAAUAACCAACAUAUCGAAGGUAACUUGGAGUCACGCGAUGUAAUGGGGCGUGGUUCUCCCGCUACAACUCAGGAAACCAUGCAGAUUAUUAGGCUACAGAUGAAGUGAUGGAUUUUACAGGGUGGUGAAAGUGCAAUGUGAUCUUUAUGCCCCUUUCCAAUAAAUAUUGAGGGUCUUAUUCUGGUGACAUGAUGAUCAGUGCUUGACUGCCAUUUUUGACCAAUAAAAAUAUUCUCACCUCUUAUCCAUAAUAAUCUCAUCAUGUAGAUUUAAAGCCAAUUUAUGCUGGCUCUGCAUAUGUGAUUCUUACAGACGUGAAGCAAUUGCAGAGCCCCUGAAGACUUGUGGAGGCCAAACCGAUCUCCGUACCGCAUCGCCGUGAGCCUCCCAAAAUUUGUGACAGUGCAGAGGGCUCCGUAUAGCUCCGUAUUGACAUGAUUGGUUGACAGUAGAUGGGGGCGGGAUGGGGUCCUGUAUUAACACAAACUCACGUCCUUGACAACUCCCUUCACAACAUUUCCGCAAAGCGCAAGAAGUAUGAAUGUCCUGACUUCCGCAGAGACCAUAUAGCAGUAAAUGCUGUACGGCCACUGCAGAUGACAGAUUGACCAUGCAGAGCCUUUAGACCCAGCACAACCUACCCACACUGUAUCUGCAAGCUGUUGGCUAGAGAGCACGUACCAAGACCAGAGUGGGCACAUUUGCCAUUAAAUGCAACAGUUUCUGUGACAAAACUAUCAGCAGAGUUGAAAAUGCAAUGGAAACAUAUUUCAUUUUUUAUUUUUAUGCGUACAUGAAAACUUAAGCAAAAAUGUACAUUUUGUGUGCACUACGUUAUCGCGCACUGUCAAUUUUGUGGAAACACACCACUGGUGGGAAAUUGCACACAUUUUCUAUAUGCCGAUUCUAGAGUAUUAGCAUGACAAUCUGUAGCCAGUUGGAUGGGAACCUAGCGAGUGACACGUUUUGUUGUUUUGGCUCUCCACUCCAGCAUUUGGAUUUGAUAUGGAUACAAUGACUAUUAAAGUGCAGACUGUCAGCUUUAAUUUGAGGGCAUUUUCAUCCAUAUCAGGUGAACCGUUUAAAAACUACAGCACUUUCUGUACAUAGUCCCCCCAUAUUAGGGACCAAAGUAUUGGGACAAAUUCGCUUACACUACCAUUCAAAAGUUUGGGGACACUUAGAAAUGACCUUGUUUUUGAAAGAAAGGCUUUUUUUUUUUGUCCUUUAAAAUAACAUCUUUAUUGAUCAAAAAUACAGUGUAGACAUUGUUAAUGUUGUAAAUGACUAUUGUAGCUGGAAACAGCAGAUUUCUUUAUGGAAUAUCUACAUCGGCGUUCUGAGGCCCAUUGUCAGCAACCAUCACUCCUGUAUUCCAAUGGCAUGUUGUGUUAGCUAUAAUCCAAGUUUGUCAUUUUAAAUGGCUAAUUGAUCGUUAGAAAACCUGUUUGCAAUUAUGUUAGCACAGCUGAAAACUGUUGUUCUGAUUAAAGAAGCAAUACAACUGUC
Oncorhynchus nerka (sockeye salmon) is the source of this 3548-nucleotide messenger RNA. Its product is annotated as BCL2/adenovirus E1B 19 kDa protein-interacting protein 2-like. Gene Ontology annotation, cellular component: cytoplasm. The record is from RefSeq and is a predicted model, not a curated record. The transcript is spliced from 9 exons. Bases 582 to 1604 code for a protein of 340 amino acids. NCBI's taxonomy places the organism in Eukaryota, Metazoa, Chordata, Actinopteri, Salmoniformes, Salmonidae. Gene Ontology annotation, biological process: apoptotic process.